Molecule: messenger RNA, 1573 nt
Organism: Staurois parvus
Lineage: Eukaryota; Metazoa; Chordata; Amphibia; Anura; Ranidae
Source: the annotation of a GenBank genome assembly
AGCUCCUGUUCCUAUAACCUGCUCCAUGAGAGGAAUGGAUUUGAAAAAAGAGUCUGCUCAAGUACUAUGUCCCCCAGGAUGCAACACCCAACAGCUCUCUGUCUAUGGAGAUGGCGUAUAUGCAGGCGUGUCCAGUGUGUGUGGCGCUGCACAUCACCGUGGGGUGAUUUCCAGCAAUGGUGGACCUGUGUCACUACGUAGACUUCCUGGUAAACAAAAUUACCAAGCUGUCUUAGCAAAUGGAAUCCAAUCACAGCCACUGAGCAAAUGGUCAUUAUCUUUCUCUGUAUCCAAUCAUAAGUUACACAAGGAGGAUCUCAGGAUUCAUGACAUCUGCAUUUGUCUCAUUCUUGCAGCUAGACGCCAGAAGAAAACACCAGAGAAGUCAACUGGAAAUAAAGACUGUAAAGCUGAAAUAGCCUUCUUGAUUGAUGGCAGUAACAACAUUGGACAGCGCCGGUUCAACCUGCAGAAGAAUUUUGUGGCUAAAGUGGCUCUCAUGCUGGGAAUUGGCACCGAUGGGCCUCACGUGGGAGUAGUGCAAGCCAGCGAACUGCCAAAGACAGAGUUCUUUCUGAAAAAUUUCACCUCUGCAAAGGAUGUCAUGUUUGCGGUGAAAGAGAUCAACUUCAAAGGAGGAAAUUCCAACAUAGGUAAAGCUGUAAGACACACAGCUCAGACUUUCUUUAGUAUUGCUAAUGGGGUGCGAAAAGGAAUCCCGAAAGUCAUGGUGGUAUUUAUAGAUGGAUGGCCCUCUGACAACAUCGAAGAAGCUGGUAUAAUAGCUCGGGAAUAUGGCAUCAAUGUCUUCAUUGUGUCAGUGGCACCUCCCAGCCCCGAAGAACUUGGAAUGGUGCAGGAUGUGGCAUUCAUAGACAAAGCUGUCUGCAAGAACAACAGCUUUUUCUCCUUCCACAUGCCGAGCUGGUUUGGCACCACUAAGUACACAAAGCCUCUGGUACAAAAGCUAUGUACACACGAGCAGCUUCUCUGCAGCAAGACCUGCUACAACUCAGUCAACAUUGCAUUCCUGAUUGACGGCUCCAGUAGUAUCGGGGAUCAAAACUUCCGAAUCAUGCUGGAUUUCAUAACCAACGUUGUGCGAGCAUUUGAAGUGUCUGAUGUUGGUGCAAAAGUAGCUGCUGUACAGUUCACCUAUGAUCAGCGUUUAGAGUUUGGCCUGAAUGACUAUGCCACCAAGGAGGAUGUCCUGCGUGCCAUUUACAACAUCCCUUAUAUGAGUGGUGGCACUGCUACCGGAGAUGCCAUCAAUUUUGUUUUGCGCAGUGUUUUCCAACCAACCAGGGAUGGGCACAACAAAAACUUCCUAGUCCUCAUCACCGAUGGUCAGUCUUAUGAUGAUGUCAGGGGGCCAGCUCUUGCAGCACACAGAGAAGGUGUAACAGUGUAUUCCGUAGGUGUAGCUUGGGCACCUCUCGACGACCUGAAGGACAUGGCAUCUGAACCCAAAAACUCCCACACCUUCUUCAGCAGAGAAUUCCCAGGCCUGGAGCAAAUUGUUCCUAGCAUAAUCCGUGGAAUCUGCAGAGAUUACCUGGAUUCACAGAAGUGA